UGGUAGCAUACCAUAAGCAACAGCAACCAUGGCCAUACACAAAUCUCUCCCCUUUGCUUUUCUACUCAUUUUGUUAGCCUUUCUUUCUUUCCAAGUAAUAUCAUUUGCAACAGCAGCACCAUCAUCCACACUCUCAGAAGCAGAGGCUCUCAUGAAAUGGAAAGCCAGCCUCUCAGCAUCACAGGCUCUCCAUUCAUGGUCUCUUCCUUCUGCUAAUUCUACCACCAACAUAAUCUCUCCUUGCAACUGGACUGGGAUCUCAUGCAACAUCCUUGGAACUGUAACAAGGAUAAGCCUACCCAGUGUAGGUUUGCAAGGUAAGCUCGAUAACUUGAGUUUCCAGUCAUUUCCAAACCUCCUUCAUCUUGAUCUCAGCGACAACACACUCAUAGGAACCAUUCCAGCCCAUCUUGAACCUCUUUACAAACUCACGUUCCUGAAUCUGUCUGCAAAUGAAAUAAUUGGAUCAAUACCUCUGGAAAUAGGGAAUCUUGUGAAUUUGAAUGAGCUUGACUUGUCCAUUAACCAUCUAGAUGGUUCCAUCCCUUCCACUAUAGGAAAUCUGACAAAGCUUUCCAUCUUGUACCUGGACCGAAAUCAAAUCUCUGGCUCCAUUCCUUCACAAAUCGGGAAUCUACAAGCUCUGGUUGAAUUGUCGUUGUUCCAAAACAAUCUGACUGGUCGGAUUCCUCUUGCUUUAGGUAAUUUGAGCAACCUUGCAUUUUUGUAUCUCUACGAUACCCAAGUUUCUGGUUCAAUUCCACCUGAAGUAGGGAAUCUGGUUAAUCUCAGAGAGCUUGACAUGCCCACUAACCUUCUAACAGGUUCUAUCCCUUCCACUUUAGGAAACUUGUCCAUGCUCACUCUUCUUCAUCUGUUUCAAAAUCAAUUCUCUGGUUUAAUUCCUACAGAAUUAGGGAAUCUAAAGAAUCUGGUGGAGCUAGAAUUAUACAGUAACAAUCUGACUGGUCCCAUGCCUCCUGCUUUAGGCAAUUUGAGCAACCUUACAAUUUUGUAUCUCUAUGAAACCCAAGUUUCUGGUUCAAUUCCGCCAGAAAUAGGGAAUCUAGUUAAUCUCAAGCAGCUUGACUUGUCCGCUAACCUUCUAACAGGUUCUAUCCCUUCCACUUUAGGAAACUUGUCCAUGCUCACUCUUCUUUAUCUGUUCGAAAAUCAAUUCUCUGGUUCUAUUCCACCUGAAGUAGGGAAUCUGGUUAAUCUUAUGGAGCUUGACUUGUCCAUUAACCAUCUAAAUGGUUCCAUCCCUUCCACUUUAGGGAACUUGACAAAGCUAACUUUCCUCUACCUCUUUGAGAAUCAAAUUUCUGGUUCUAUUCCUCUAGAAGUUGGGAAUUUAAAAAGUCUCAAUGAGUUAGCAUUGUACAGUAACAAUCUGACUGGUCCCAUCCCUCCUGCUUUAGGUAAUUUGAGCAACCUUAAAAAAUUGUAUCUUGGUUCAAUUCCCCCAAAAACAGGGAAUCUGGUUAAUCUCAGAAAGCUUGACAUGCCCACUAACCUUCUAAUAGGUUCUAUCCCUUCCACUUUAGGAAACUUGUCCAUGCUCACUGUUCUUCAUCUGUACAAAAAUCAAUUCUCUGGUUCUAUUCCACCAGAAAUAGGGAAUCUGGUUAAUCUCAGGGAUCUCAAGCUAUCCAGUAACCUUCUGACAGGUUCUAUCCCUUCCACUUUAGGAAACUUGUCCAUGCUCACCGUUCUUUAUCUGUUCGAAAAUCAGUUCUCUGGUUCUAUUCCACCAGAAAUAGGGAAUCUGGUUAAUCUCAAAGAGCUUGACAUGUCCACUAACCUUCUAACAGGUUCUAUCCCUUCCACUUUAGGGAACUUGACCAAGCUUACUGUUUUGUACCUUGAUGACUGUCAAUUAUCUGGUUCCUUGCCUCAAGAAAUGACAAACAUGACAAAUCUUUCUCAACUCCAGUUGGAUGGCAACAACUUCUCUGGCCACUUACCUCAGUUAUGCCACGGUGGAUCUCUUGAAGCCUUCAUUGCUUUCAACAACCAUUUCACCGGUGAGAUCGCAAGAACCUUCAGAAACUGCACUAGCUUAACCAGAGUGCGACUCAAUGGAAACCGACUUGCUGCAAAUGUAUCGGAAGCCUUUGGUGUAUACCCUCACCUAAUAUUCAUGGAUGUCAGUGACAACAUGUUGUUUGGUGAACUCUCACCACAUUGGGGAGAAUGCCAAAACUUAACAAAGUUACAACUCUCCGGGAACAAUAUCACUGGUAGAAUUCCUCCUCAGUUUGGGCAGUUGGGGCAGCUAAGAGUGCUUGAUCUUUCUUCAAACCAUUUAGUAGGAGAGAUUCCAAAGGAAUUUGGGAGGCUGGCUUCUUUGUUCAACUUGACUUUAAAUGAUAACCAGCUUUCUGGUCAGUUACCACAAGAGAUUGGAAACCUAUCCAAUUUGGAGAUUUUGGAUCUGUCAAUGAAUCACCUAAGUGGUCCAAUACCACCUCAAUUAGGGGAUUGCUCCAAACUUCAUUUUCUGAAAUUGAGUGAAAAUGUUUUGAACGGAAGCAUUCCUUUUCAGAUUGGUAACCUAGUAUACCUACAGGGUUUAUUAGAUCUAAGUCACAACUCCCUCAAUGGAAAGAUACCUCCACAACUUGCGAAAUUGGCUAGUCUGGAAAUUUUAAACGUCUCUCACAACAUGUUGUCAGGUUCCAUUCCACCUUCUUUUGAUGGGAUGGUCAGCUUACAAUCCAUUGAUUUUUCAUACAAUGUUUUGGAAGGUCCUCUUCCUAGCAGCAAAGCCUUUCAGAAGGCUCCGACAGAUGCAUUCAUAAAAAACAAAGGCUUAUGUGGUGAAGUCCAAGGUUUGCGACCUUGCAAUGCCUCUUCAAUAAGUCAUGGUGAUGCAAGGAAACGCCACAAAGUUGUGAUCCUCAUUAUUCUUCUCUUCUCAGUAUUUUUUCUUUUAUUUGCAAUUGUCGGCAUAAUUUCUUCCAUUUAUUAUCAAAGAAGAAGAAGAAUAGAGAAAGAGGUUCUUGAAAGGAGCGAAGGAAAUACAUUUUCAACAUGGAAUCAUGAUGGGAUUUGCACGUUUGAAGACAUUGCGGAGGCAACAGAGGGUUUUCAUGACAAAUACUGCAUUGGAACUGGAGGGUAUGGGAAAGUUUACAAAGCAAAUCUACCAGCAGGCCAGGUAGUAGCUGUGAAGAAACUUCACACACUCGAAGGUGGGAAUCAAUCUGAUCAAAGAAGUUUUAGGAAUGAGAUAAAAGCAUUAACGGAAAUCCGCCAUCGCAACAUUGUGAAACUUUAUGGCUUCUGUUCCAAUGCUCGAUGCUCAUUUCUAAUCUACGAGUACAUGGAAGGGGGAAGCUUGGCAAGCAUCUUAAGCAACGAUGAAGGAGCUGCACAGUUGGAUUGGACUUUGAGGGUGAAUGUUAUCAAAGGUGUGGCUCAUGCUUUAUCUUACAUGCAUCAUGAUUGUACCCUGCCGAUUGUCCAUCGAGACCUAUCAAGCAAUAAUGUUCUGUUGAAUUCAAAACUGGAGGCUAGUGUCUCUGACUUUGGAACUGCACGAUUGCUGAUACCCGAUUCCUCAAAUUGGACUGCACUCGCAGGCACUUGCGGAUACAUCGCUCCGGAGCUUGCAUAUACAAUGAGGGUGACUGAAAAAUGUGAUGUAUAUAGCUUUGGUGUUGUGGCACUUGAAGUGAUGAUGGGAAGUCAUCCUGGGGAGCUCAUCUCCUCUUUGUCAUCAUCAAGUAGACAAGAUACACUGCUAAAAGAUAUGUUGGACCAACGUCUCUCAGAUCCGAUGGCUGAUGUUGCACAGGAAGUCUUAUUUGUGGUAUCCAUGGCUCUUGCAUGCAUUCGGCCAGAUCCAGACUCUCGGCCAACCAUGCGACAUGUGGCUCAGGAGCUUUCUAUUAGAGGGUCUUCUUUCUCUCUACAGCCAUUCCAUGCAGUUACAUUACGUCAACUGAUGGAUCUGAAGGCAUAG
Messenger RNA from Magnolia sinica, 3970 nucleotides. RefSeq names its product probable leucine-rich repeat receptor-like protein kinase At1g35710. The record is from RefSeq and is a predicted model, not a curated record. Gene Ontology annotation, cellular component: plasma membrane. NCBI's taxonomy places the organism in Eukaryota, Viridiplantae, Streptophyta, Magnoliopsida, Magnoliales, Magnoliaceae. Gene Ontology annotation, molecular function: ATP binding; protein kinase activity; protein binding. The transcript has 2 exons. Gene Ontology annotation, biological process: protein phosphorylation; hormone-mediated signaling pathway. The coding region runs from base 29 to 3970 and encodes 1313 amino acids.